UUUAGUAGUUAGAGUCGCGCGUGGUCGCGUGGAGCGCGUGUCGGCCGCUGCUCCUACAUUGUUUAUUUUCACUCACGAAACACUCGAUCCAAACCGAACUUCGAUAAUAGUGCAAGCAUUCAAUAGAAACCAUACAGUCUACUGCCACUCCUGGAAACCGGUGCCUUUAUUAUUGUUCAGAUUAUCGAUUUUCUUAACCCGUAAACGAGUUAGCUAACUCUGCAAUUUCCGAGUUAAUUCAUUCGGUGUAAGUUUCAGUGUGAUCUGUAAAGUUGUUAGUGCUUUCAGUGUCAGCUGUGGAGCUUUUGCUGUCUCGCUCUGUUGUGUUGAAAGCGAAAGGAAGCUCAGCUCUGGGAGUUGUUUUGUUUCACGCUUUUCUUCGGGCGGCUAUAGAGAGAGUGUAUUUAGAAAACAAAUCGCUUCGAUAUCUUGUGCAUACAAGAAUAUUGUAGAGAACAAACAGCGCGCCGCCCACGUCGCGCGAUAAGGACUCGCGCCGCGUCCCGUCCGCAGAGAAAUUAAUCUGGCACUCGGCGACAGGAAACAUGUCGAUAAAGCAGCCGACACCCGCCUGAACCACUGCAGCGCGCGCGCACUGAACAUGCUCAGCUGACACCUGCACCACAGACGCACCAUAAUGCACCGCGCAGCCCCUACCACUGCCAUUACCACACACACACAACCUCAACUCGAACCAAAGUCACCAGCGGAAACAGUGUCAGCUCACCCAAAACCAGCACAACGUUGCAAACUAGCAAAUAAUAGAAAUAUGGCAAAUCAUUCCAAUGAUAAUUUAGAUGAAAUUCACGAACUGAUCGACUUAGCUAGAUGUAGGAUACCGAAUAAGGAAAAUAACGAAAGCCAAAUAGAAUACGAAAGGUGCUCCUUCACAAUCGCAGAGGCCGAUCGAUGCGAAUUGCAUAAGAAAGAAGACGUAUACGGAAACGAAUCGAUUAUCAGAAAGAGGGUAGAGGUCGACGUAAAUGGUCGCUCAAGGCGGACCGCCGAUUUGCAAUUUAAAUACGCUCGGGAUGCGCAGGAGUGGAUGGAGGCGGUCAAGAGAACAAUAGGAGUGCGCGUGCGCGCGGUCGCCGUGCUGGGGCUGUUCCUGACGAUGUUGGCGACAUGCUCGGCAGCGCCGCCGCGUAGCCGACCCACGCGGAGCGCACUACAUGACAAAUCUGUGAGAAGUUACUUAGAAAAUUUCGGCUACCUACGCAAGGACCGGCCCGAGGUCGCCAACCUGUUGAUGGAAAACGCCACCCAGUACUACGAGGACGAUUUCAGGAUCGCCGUCAAAACGCUUCAGGAAUUCGGAGGCAUCCCAGUGACAGGAGAGGUGGAUGAAGCCACACAGAGGCUAAUGGUGCAGAAGCGAUGUGGGAGACCAGACGUGGAGACAGGUCUGGAGGGAAAACGACGGAAGCGGUUCGUGGUCCAAGGCGAGAAGUGGAAACACACUAAUUUAACUUGGAGCCUAUCGUCAUUGCGGCGGCCGUCGCAGCUGGAUCCGUACCACACGCGCUCCGUACUAGCUCGCGCCCUGGAUGUGUGGGAGCAAGCCAGCCGGCUCACCUUCACCGAGGUCAACUCCGACGACGCAGACAUCGUCGUCUCCUUCGCCAAACGCUACCACGACGACGCGUACCCAUUUGACGGGCGAGGCUCCAUCCUUGCGCACGCGUUCUUCCCGGGCAGCGGCCGCGGCGGCGACGCUCACUUCGAUGAUGAUGAGCUCUGGCUGCUACAGCCUAAGAAUGAUGACGAAGAAGGAACGUCCUUGUUCGCGGUGGCCGCCCAUGAGUUCGGGCACUCCCUAGGGCUCAGUCACAGUUCAGUGAAGGGUGCACUUAUGUUCCCCUGGUACCAAGGCAUCCAACCAAACUUCGUGUUGCCUGAAGAUGAUCGAAAUGGAAUCCAGCAAAUGUAUGGUCCAAAAGAAAACAAACGCACCUGGGCGAAAAUUCCAUCUUAUAGACCAGUAGAAACACCUCCCACCACGACAACGACAACCACUACCACCACGACUAGACGGCCAUAUAUCCACCAUAGACAUCCGAACCGACAUCCGAAUCAGCAUCCGGGGUAUACUCCGUACCCACGUGAUCCUAGUAAAUAUCCCGCAUAUUAUCCAGAACGGCCGAACUAUCCUCACCGUCCGAGCUAUCCCGAGUAUCCUAACUAUCCGGAUCGCAGACGUUACAAUACGACUGAGGAGCAUCCCCGUCGGACUCACCAUUACCCUCGCCCCACGGAGACCACGACCCAUCCCCCCACGCGUCGCCCCCACUACCCUAACGUCCGACCCGAAUAUCCUUACCGCCCUUACAACCCUACGGAUCGCAAUCAUGAUUAUCCUAAGAAGAAACCAUAUCUCUACCCUGAGAAAACUACCACGGCUAAAACUACACACAUAGGCGUCGUAACACCUUCAGACAAGCCUGACACUUGUGACACCAGUUACGAUGCUGUGGCCCUUAUACGAGGAGAACUCUUCAUAUUUAAGAACAGAUACCACUGGAGGAUAGGAGCUAAUGGGCGGUACCCUGGUUAUCCUAUAGAAAUAACAAGAAUGUGGCCGAGCCUGCCGAAAGGUUUGACGCACGUCGACGCAGUGUAUGAAAGACCAGACAAAAAGAUCGCUUUCUUCGUAGGCAAGGAAUUAUAUCUAUGUGAUUCCCAACAUUUGGUUCGAGGAUAUCCGAAACCGCUCACCAACUUGGGAUUACCUGAAAGUCUGGAAAAACUUGAUGCUGCUAUGGUUUGGGGAUACAACGGGAAGACUUACUUCUACAGUGGCACCAUGUAUUGGAAGUAUGACGAAGACGAAGGUCGCGUAGAGUUGGACUACCCUCGCGACAUGUCCAUGUGGAAAGGUGUGGGCUACAACAUCGACAGCGUCUUCCAAUGGAAAGACGGCAAGACUUACUUCUUCAAAGGGAAAGGGUUUUGGAAGUUCAACGACCUGCAGAUGCGCGUGGAGCACGAGCGACAGCUACCGUCAGCACCAAUGUGGAUGCGCUGCCCGGCGGAGCGCGCCGGCCGCCGCGCCCCAUACCGCGCGCCGCAGGCUCCCGGCUCCACUCUCCGCUCGCCCAGCGCUGCGACAACCUCCUCCCUCAACACAACAUCUCUACUCACUUCUCUUAUCCUAGCGCUGUCAACGUACUUUCGAUACUCUUAGUCUUCACAAAUAUAUUUUUAUACUAUUGUGUAACUUUAAUGUGCCACUCUAUGUCUGAACAAAUACUAUGGUUAUGAUAUAUACUGAUGAUGACGUCUGAUCAACAAGUACAUAUCGAAACUGUCUGAACUAAGACUUUAGAAUUAAUGAACUAUUGCGCAAAUUUCGCACUGCCUGUUUUAGUAUUAAAUUAAUCCUGCAUUAAAAUUAUGUAAACCUAUUAGAAUAAUUCUAGUACGUAAAUAACGCAAUUUAUAAUUUCUAUUGUUGUAUGUACAUUUUGAUCUCAAUAUGAUCGAGUGCUUGGUUUGUUACGACAUGUAAGGUAUAUAACACCAUUCAUUUAGCUUCUGUACAGUUGGUAUUGUCCUCGAUAUCAGUAUUUAAUAUUAUAUAUUAAUUUUAUGAUGCCUAACAUACAUAGAUGUUUUAAUAUCUCUUCCGAUAAUUACUAUAAUCCAUUAAGUAUAAAAUAAUUAUAUGCUUGUAAGUGCUAGCUACCCACAGAAUGCCUUAAAUACCUAUAAUAUGAGAAUUAUAUAAAAAGUAUGCAUUUUUGUAGAACUAUGAUGUAAAAUAUUUAUUAAAUGUUUAAGUAAACUUAUCUGACAUUAACUUAUUUAUCUCUUAUGCUGGUUAAAAGAGGUACACAUUAUACUGUAAUUUGUAAAAUAUAAAUUGGAUGUAAGAUUAAUUAAGAUGCCAUAUUAUGACAUUACAUAUUUAAAUAUUUGGUAUGAUAAUAUUUAAUAUACCUACCUAUCUAAGUGAAGUAUAUGCAAACGAAAUGGCCUUACAUUAACUGUGACGUAGAUUUUUGUAUCAGUUGUGGAGGUGCGGUGUGUUGCCAAAUGGGAAUGGAAAAUAAACUGGAUGGAAUGAAAAUGGUGCUUAUUAUAGUUAGUUACUGUACAGAAUAAAUUCUCUUUGGAUAUUUUUGUAUGUUGCUGUUGUCUCAUAAACAUGAUAUUAAACCAAAUAAAAAGAGUAAUCAUUGCUGUAUCCACAUAAUCUUCCAUGUUAACCAAACAAUUAGCAAUGUAAAAUAUUUAUUACAAUUUAAGAACAUGAUCUGCUUAAACAUCUACUGCAUAUUUUAAUGUUCUUGUGCAAUCAGCAGUUUAAGAUAUUUAGAUAAUACAUAUAUAGAAAUAUAAGUACAUGUGUAAAGUAUCCACAAACUAUAAAUUGAGAGUCAUAUAUUUUAAUUUUAUGGACUAAAAUAUUAUGAAUUCCUAAUGAACUUUGCAAGUUAUCACUAUGCUGAGGUGACUUGUAUCCGAUGUAGGUCAUUGGUACCUGUCAAGUCGCUCAUUAUUUAAGUAUAGUAUAAGCUUCUCCAUUAGACAUUUUACAAUUUCUUUGGUCACAAGUAAUACCUAGUUAAAUAAUAACUGUGAUAUUUACUUUUAUGAGAAAAGCCAUGAGUUAUUGGCGCUAAAAAUAAAUCAAAAUUUUGUAUCUUCUAAAAUAGUUUUACUCAGUAAAUAAAUAAGUAGGUGAGUAAUUAGUAUAGGUUUGAGAUAUGAAUUACUUUAAGUAAUAUAAUGUUUUUAAGAAUAAAAUUAAAUAAAAACUUUCUAUGAAAGAAACAA
Messenger RNA from Pectinophora gossypiella (pink bollworm), 4779 nucleotides. RefSeq names its product matrix metalloproteinase-14-like. Gene Ontology annotation, molecular function: metalloendopeptidase activity; zinc ion binding. Lineage: Eukaryota; Metazoa; Arthropoda; Insecta; Lepidoptera; Gelechiidae. The record is from RefSeq and is a predicted model, not a curated record. Gene Ontology annotation, cellular component: extracellular matrix. The transcript has 12 exons. Bases 638 to 3184 code for a protein of 848 amino acids. Gene Ontology annotation, biological process: extracellular matrix organization; collagen catabolic process; proteolysis.